Molecule: messenger RNA, 481 nt
Organism: Guyanagaster necrorhizus
Lineage: Eukaryota; Fungi; Basidiomycota; Agaricomycetes; Agaricales; Physalacriaceae
Exons: 2
Coding region: 11-463 (150 amino acids)
Source: RefSeq, a predicted model, not a curated record
AUGUCGAACGAUGACGUUUCAGGCAUCUCCGCGCGCCAUGACACCACGACCAUGCGACGAGGAAGUCGUGUGUCGGCAAGCAAGGCGUCUUCUAAAGCCUAGGGAUUGUAGCCAGAAGGCAUCCACAGAACUGACUGAAGACUCAACCUCGGUAUCUGAAGUAUCUCCAUGGAACCCCGGUGACAGGGCGCUGAAUAGGUUUCGCCUACCUGUAUAUAAUAAACAACUGUGCGACCAUACAAGUCACGCUGUCAGCACCCAGGCCUGGAGAUUCUGCUUCAAGCAGUGGAUCCUAGUAGGAAAGAGGCGCCAUGACCCCACUCUUCAUACAUUGUUAAGAAGUACCAUUUUCCACCAAAAGGGACGUAAUCCAAGUCUGGGUUUACACAGAACUCCCAGAGUAGAGGACCUGAUUCCGUUGCCAACGAGCUGCCGAAGAUCACGCCACGGGUCGGUCCCCUAGUUCUUCUAGUCAUCAAGG